UACGGCAGUGGGUGUGUGCAGAAUGGGAAUCUUAAUGCAGGUUGCUUUGGUUUUUGUGACGAUUCUUACUACAGGUCUGGCCGGUGUUUCUUUCUCUGCAGGUCCUUGUUCCAAUGGGGUCAAGCCAGGCGGAUCGUGGUACGAACCUGGCUGUAUUAAAUGUUUCUGUUACAACGGCGGCUUUGAAUGUCAAAGCUGCGGGAUAGCGCACAUCCAGUACAACAGGAAAAAGUGUUACCUAGAGUCAGACAGGGUCGGGCUGUACCCCAGCUGUUGUCUGCCCGUGGUGGUGUGCCCAGGGGAUAGACGCUUCAAACCCGACAAGCUGGCUAAAGCUUUGAAAAUAUCGGCCAACAAAAAACUUAAAGAGAGCAACCUCCGCCGAGUACAGGCCGCUAAAAAGAAGACAGCAAGGCAAAGAGUGAAGGUUAAUGAAACAAAAGUGAACUAAAAUGUUUAGCUCGGAUAUUUGUUUUUAUAAUCGUUUCCAAGACAAUUUAAAUUUAGCUUCUUUAUUAAACAAUAAAACUCUCAUAUGUGAAUAUAUCACGUUGUCUAACGUUUUAAAUGUUUUAAAGUUCUAUUAAGCGCAUUAUUUAAGGGUAAAGAAAGUGGAUGCUCAUUUUCUUUUUUUUAGUACUUGAACGAACGUCUACAUUUUAAUGUAUGUUUAUGUUCGUGACGCCGUCUCACUUAAAAAUUUACGUGUUAAGUGUUGAGAACAAUUUUAAACAUUUAAUACAAAGAAUAAUGUUGAAUUUUUAAUAUAAUACAAGGGAGGCAACCAGUAAUUAAUUUAUAAGAUUCGUUAAAAAUACAAGUUAUAUAAAAAUAAGUUUGUGAUCGUAUUUUAUUAAUAAAUUUUAAACUUUUAAAAUAAUAUUUGUAUCUAACUUAUGCAUAACAACUGGAUUUUGUAUUAGUUUAAGUUAAAUAUGUGUUUUAAUUAAAGGAUAAAAACACUACUUGCAUUUCAAUUAUAUAUUUUUAAAUACUGUUACAAACUAUUCCCAGCAGUACACCUUUGACUAAUAUGAACUAGUUUCUUUCUUGCCUUUUAUAUUUAAAAAAAAAUAUUAAUUAAUUACAAA
This is a messenger RNA of Physella acuta, 1091 nucleotides long. RefSeq lists its product as uncharacterized. The record is from RefSeq and is a predicted model, not a curated record. NCBI's taxonomy places the organism in Eukaryota, Metazoa, Mollusca, Gastropoda, Physidae.